UCGUUUCUCGAAUACUGCAUUCUGCAUUACUAACAUUUAUAAUUUAUAUAGCACCUACGUCCUACAUGACUGCAUACAUAUUUUAAUAUCUUCUUAAACGUUUAUUUCACAAAAGCGUUUGCUAACUUUUUUUUGUUGCUUUCAUAUGUCUAAAAAUUUAAAAUGAACAAAAUACACUUGACCAACAUUUCAAACAAUGAAAUAUUUACUUAUUCUACUAUUUUGAUUAAAGGAUCUGUUGACACACUCAAUGUAUCAAAUAUUAUACUUAAACAUUACUCAAACAAUGGUAAACAAUUAGCAGAAUCUAGCUGGGCAGUUAAUAAAAAUAAAUUUAAAAUAAUAAUAGAAUUAAAAGUUGGYGAUAAUAUGUUGGUUUUUAAAUUCGCCAAUGAAGUCCUACAUACAAAAUUAGUAUACAAACAAAGAGUUACUAACUAUACUGUGUGUCCGGUUUAUGUAAUUUGUGCUGAUCAUGAUGGUAGAUUCCAGGCCCCUGUAGAUCAUGAUAAUUCUGUUCAAAACGCUUGCACUAAAAUAACAUUAUGCUCCAAAUUAAUUCAAAUGUUGACAGCUGAAAAAAUGUAUGAAAAAGGCUUUGGAAAGAAAACAUUUAAAGUUGAAAAAGAAUGCCGUAUAAUUAAAAGUUCUUUAACAAGACGUACAGUAUUUAAUAUGCAUCCUGAAAAAUUAUGGGAAUAUAUUGCCAGAGAGUUAACUACUGGCCAAAGUUCUAAAAAUCAAAAAUAUUUAGCUUUCCUAUCAUGUACUUAUUGGGAUGGACAGAAUUUACAUGGUCAUGUUGCAUUGGGUGGUGGUGGACUGGCAUUAUUUGGAACAGGUUGCCUUUACACUUGGCCUAGUAAGCUAGAGGAAGUUUUACCAUGUUUCAUGAACAUGGCAAAAGUUGAUACUGGCACAUUGUUGGAUGAUAGCUGUUUCAGAGGGAAUUUUGGUGGAUGCUUUAGCACAACCUUAGGUUCUGUAUGGCAUGAAUUGGGACAUACAUUUGAUUUAGGCCAUUCAAAAUAUGGCAUAAUGGGACGAGGAUUUGAUAAUGUUCAUUUAAUUUUUACAUUGGAUAAUAAAAACAUUGCUCAAGAAAUAAAGCCUGCCAAUAACGGAUAUAUUAUAUGUAUUGAAAAUUAUUCAAACACAGUUAAUAUGAAGGAUGAUAUGUCUAAUAAUAACAAUACAAAUGAACAUGAAACAAUAGAUGAGUAUGAUUCAAAACAUAUAAUAUGUUGGUCUAUGGGAUGUGCAUCAAUACUUUCAUUUCAUAAAUGGUUUAAUGAUUUUAAUGAAGAAAACAACAAUGAACACACAAUUGAUUAUGUAGCAAAAAGAAAUUUAUUGACUUCAAGAAAUGGCAUAAGAGUGGUCCAAUUAAGGAGAGAGGAUGGUCUCGUCAUGCAUUCUUGGGAAUUUGUUAAAAAUAAUAACAAACGUACAUUCAUUCUUCCAGUGCAGUUAGCAAAUAAUGGUACUACUAUUAUUGCUGAAGAUUCUUAUGGAAAUAUAUUAAAGUAUUUACUGUAACUUGCACUAAAUGUUGUGUAUAAGUUUUAAUUAAUAGUUGAAUAACAUUUUCAAUUUAGUACCUAAUUUAAAUUAAUU
Diuraphis noxia (Russian wheat aphid) is the source of this 1617-nucleotide messenger RNA. RefSeq lists its product as uncharacterized. The record is from RefSeq and is a predicted model, not a curated record. Lineage: Eukaryota; Metazoa; Arthropoda; Insecta; Hemiptera; Aphididae.